Molecule: messenger RNA, 1207 nt
Organism: Parasteatoda tepidariorum (common house spider)
Lineage: Eukaryota; Metazoa; Arthropoda; Arachnida; Araneae; Theridiidae
Source: RefSeq, a predicted model, not a curated record
AUUGUUUUACAUUAAGAGGAAACGAGUGAACAGCAUGAUGCUCUAAAAAUUGACCGUGUCUAUCAACAUGUUUUUAUUAAAAGUGAAUUUUAUCGAUAGAUAAUUAGAUGGAUGAGUUAUUUUUAAAGACAUGCCAUUGUUCUUGGCUAAUGCAAUAUUUUCAAAUAUGAAGAUUUUAGCCUUAUUUCUGCUCUUUGGAAUAGCCACAGCUUCCUUACAAGAGGAGCUGGAUGACACCGUAAAUGAAUACAUUCUAGACGCAUUAGAAGGUAUUGAAGAAGUGGCAUCGAUAGAGCAUCAUGUUGUUUCGGAGGAUCGUCAAGCUGACGAGAAUGUUAAUGACCUGACGAAAUUAAGACUGAAGUUUGGGAAACAAUUAAAGGAAGUUCUGAAUAAAAUUUUCGAGAAUCUUAAAACUGCCGUAGAGGAGGGAAAGUUCUUGGAUCAAGAUACUUUGAAUAAGCUUCAAGAAAUUGCAGCUUAUUUUAAAGGAAAGAAAGACGAAAUUAGUGAAGAAAUAAAGGAACUUCUUAAAAAAAUUAGAGACAAAUCCAUGGAAUAUCUGAAAGAUCAUAUUGAUAGGCUUUCACAAACUAAGAGAUAUAUCGACGAUCAAGUAGAAGAAUCAUUUGCAGAACUUAAUAUUCGGGAGGUGCUUUUGAAAAUAAAAGAACAUCUUAAAAACAAUGUUGAUCCUGAACUUUUGAAAGAAAAAUUGGAGAAGAUUUUCAAUCAAGGCUCUGAGUUACUGAGGCAUUUCUUACAACUGAUCAAAGAGAAGGCGAAGAAAAAGAUGCUUAUCUUGAUUGAUGCACUUUUAGAUGAGGAUGACGAUGAAGAAAGUGAUAGACCUCUUCGUGGAAUCAAGGACUAUUGGGAGAAAGUAAAGGAUUACUUUAAAGACCUGAAGAUUGACCUUCAGGAAAAAUACAUGAAAUUCGGAGAAUGGGUAAAGGAGCAUUUUAAUAAAGGAAUGGAGGCCUCAAAGGACAGAAUGGAGAAUAUCAAAGCUAUAGCCAAGGAGUUUGCAAAGCACGCCAAAGGAAUUAGCAAAGAGGUUGCAAAUGAAGCCGGAGAAUUCUUCAAACAAUACAAAGAAGAACUUGGCAAUAUUUGGGAAGAAAUCAAAGAAAGAAUUCAAGAAAUAAAAAACAGAAAAGAUUAAAUAAGAUAUUAAUUUUAUUUAAAUAAAGAUAUCAUCUUUUAA